ACCAGGGGCCGAAUUUUUGUUGACCGUGGCAUUUACUUAUUCACAAUGUAUCGAACAAUUGAAGUUACAAGCAAGAAGAAUUGAGUGGUGACAAAAACGCAAGUUUGGAACCGGAUGCGCGAGCACAGUAAUGGAGCGUCGUGUGCGCUACGCGCCGUCGCCACGGCAGCAGCAACAGCCAGCGCAGGGAGGAAAAGGAGGUGGCAGAGCAGCGGGGGCCCCAUAACACCACCACCACUACUACCAGCUGAAAGCAAAGACUGGGUAAAUAUAACGUUGCCUUACCGGCGGUCGGCUUCUCAGUGCAUCGCACACCUCGCAGCUAGAAGGAGGCCGCCGUUACGUCAAAAGCUCCUCUGAAAUUGUCCUCUUUUAUUUUCCGACUCGAUACUUCGCCAUUCCCUUUAUGGGACAAAACUAAGAAGGACUGACUGCUGCUGCUGCUGCCCUCAACCAAUUCCAUAUCGCUUCAUCCGGCUGGCUGAUCCUUGUCCUGGUGGUCAAGGGGAAACUCGAUUCUACAAAAGAAAAGAGAGAGAAAAACAAAAAAACAGUGUUAUCGUGUGCGCUCCCGUCAAGGCAUUUUCUUUUGGCGUCGUAACUCCCGUCCACAACCGACGCUCGGACCGUUGGGAUUCUUCUUACGGUUCACUCGGCUCUUCCGGCUGCUGUCACUAUGGAUGCUGACGGCUGCUGAGUCGGGUCCGAUCUAAAUAGGCAGAGCGGCAUUGGAUGCAAGAUUUAGAUCGGAGAAAGCUUUGACAUUAUGGCGAGUCUGUCGACAGAGAGAGCGGUGAGCUUAAGCCGCGGGGACUCGACCGACAAUCUUUUGGUGGCGGAUCUGUCACCGCCAGAAGUUCUUCUCGAACCCACCGUCACCGGUCAGGAUGACGACGAGGAGGAGCCAUCGUCGCAGCGUCCACUGGGCGCUAGUCAGCGUUCACUUCAGAGCGUUUACAAGAACCAGUCGGCCUCGUCGGUGUCGUCUAAUGUUUCAGGGCCCACGGCGGCGGCGCGGCCGCUGCUGACUGCCCCGUCGUUUGACCAGCGCCAUGCCCCCGAUCUGGCGGAUGCAUCUCCGUGGAGCUCGACGGAAACGUCGUGUCGCAGUCGCAAGAACUCUGUGAAUCUGUUGGACUGCUGGAACCAAGGCAACAGCCAACACCACAACAACAACACGUUGGCCAUUAAUCAGCGAUUGGGCGACGUUGCCGUCCGGACGGCGCCUCCUUCGCAGAGCUCUGUCGACUCUGCCAUUAUCAGUACAGCGGCUGGAAUCAUUGCCGGCUGUGGUGGCCAAACUACGCGCACCAACCGAUCUGUGCCGGAUAUUGAGCUGCACUAUCGGCGUGACAACAGCGACGAUCGCACUUGUGGCAGCGUGGGCGAGCCGAGUCCCCGUCUCUACAACCGUCACGGGUCUCAUCAUUCGCAGUCGUCGUCCUUCUCACCUCAUUACCAUCACCAUCACAGCUCGGCGUUGUCGUCGCAGCAACACCACAGCGGCGGUGGACCGCCCACUCACCUUCACCAGCAGCAACAGCAGCAGCAGCAGCAUCAACAGGGCGUUCAGCAUCAUUCUCCGCGUUAUCAUCCCGUGCAUCCAUCAGUUGGGAUCACUCCUUCACGGCCGCGGGUCUGCGAACAUCAGCCCUUCUCGUUUUCAUUGUCGAGGGCCACGUCUCGCGAAUCGGUCCGAUCGGGCGUCGUCGGUCAGUCGGGAUUUUAUGGGCCUGGCCAAGACUCAUCUUUGAGAUUGCCCAGCAGUCAGUUGGUCCCCGAGCUGGCAGCCUCGCUGGCUUCGAGCGGCUAUUCGUGCGGCGGGACUCCGUGUCUCCGCGGCGAAAUGCUUCGGCAACACUCGCAGCCGGAAACGUCGUGCUACCACUGUCACAACCCCAGCUCCUCGUUGCGGCAGCUGAAGGAACAAGGAGGAGGAUCCAGCGGCGGAGGAGGCUGCGAUAUCGCCGGCAUCGCGGCCGACACAUUACGCAUCAAUGGCGCCAUCCGGCAGUUCCGCCAGGUAGCUUUUCCACUGCAGUCGGCGACGAAAAUCCGCCGAUCCCGAUUUCGGCGCGCCUACACCGACGCCGCCUCUGAAACGCUGACUCCCGGCAGCUCGACGGCAGCGGCCGGUCAAGUCUUGGCCACCAGUGCAGUCGUUCCAACCGUCUCCAUCACGUUGCGGAAACCGGUGUCCACACUGUCGAUACCUUCUUCCAUGAAAGCCACCGGUGGCAGCAGAAAUGACGGCAACGAAGAGGCCACGACGGCGUUGGUCAGUGUCCACUCAGAGUACCCGCGCUACACUGAAGACCGGUGCCAGCUGCAGCAGCAACAGCAGCAGCAGCAGCAGCUGGUCGGUGUUGUCGGCGGAGGCGGCGGAGGGGGAAACGGGAGCGGCGUUAAAUCCAGCGCUCUGGGAGGCAUCAGCAUCGCCACGACGGGCUCGAUUGGCGGAGCAGCCGGAAGCGCUGCAUCCGGCGGCGGACAGGUCAUGGCCGCUUCGUCCUCAACCGGCGGAGGAAUGGGUGUCACGCCACUGGCCAUGGGCAAGAACCGGCCCAACGUCGGCUAUCGACUUGGCCGGCGGAAAGCGCUGUUCGAGAAACGCAAACGGAUCAGCGAUUACGCACUCGUCAUCGGCAUGUUCGGUAUCAUCAUCAUGGUCAUCGAGAACGAGCUGGCCAGCGCCGGCGUCUACACCAAAGCAUCAUUUUACUCGACCGCCUUGAAAACGUUGAUAUCAGUCUCGACGGUGAUUCUCUUGGGUUUGAUAGUAGCCUACCACGCCUUAGAAGUCCAGUUAUUCCUGAUUGACAACUGUGCGGACGAUUGGAGGAUCGCCAUGACGUGGCAGCGGAUGAGCCAGAUCAGUUUUGAGCUGCUCAUCUGCGCCGUUCACCCCAUUCCCGGCGAGCAUUACUUUUUGUGGACGACCAAGUUGGCCAACCACGGCGGCGUCAUCGGAUCCAAAUGGGUGCCCGUCGACGUUGCACUCAGUCUGCCCAUGUUCCUACGACUCUACCUCAUCUGCCGAGUCAUGCUUCUUCACAGUAAACUAUUUACGGACGCAUCGUCGAGAUCGAUCGGAGCUCUCAACCGCAUCAACUUCAACACGCGAUUCGUCCUGAAAACGCUGAUGACCAUUUGUCCAGGCACCGUCCUUCUCGUCUUCAUGGUGUCGCUGUGGAUCAUCGCCAGCUGGACUCUGCGUCAGUGCGAACGGUAUCACGACGAGGAGCACGCCAAUCUGCUCAACACCAUGUGGCUGAUUGCCAUCACGUUUCUGAGCGUCGGCUACGGCGACAUUGUGCCCAACACGUACUGCGGACGCGGUAUCGCCGUCACGACUGGCAUCAUGAAGGGUGCUGGCUGCACGGCGUUGCUCGUUGCUGUCGUCUCGAGGAAAUUGGAGCUGACGCGGGCCGAGAAACACGUCCACAAUUUCAUGAUGGACACCCAACUCACCAAGCGGUUGAAGAACGCGGCGGCCAAUGUCCUGCGAGAGACGUGGCUAAUCUACAAGCACACGAAACUGGUGAAGCGCGUCAAUCCCGGCCGAGUACGCACGCACCAACGCAAGUUUCUGCUGGCCAUCUACUCACUUCGAAAGGUCAAGAUGGAUCAGCGAAAGCUUAUGGACAACGCCAACACCAUCACCGAUAUGGCCAAGACUCAAAACACGGUUUACGAAAUCGUUUCUGAGAUGAACACCCGACAAGACGUGAUGGAGGAGCGCUUGAGCACGCUGGAAGAGAAGCUGACUCUUCUGCAAGAGACUCUGGAAGCCCUACCGGAAGCAAUCUCGCGCUACCUGCCCGCUAUGAUCAACAAUCAGCCGUCGGGAGGCGGCAGCGGCUGGACGCAGCCGCCACAGACGGAGAACAACGGCACCGAGUUACAACGACGACAACAAUUUCUACACCCCGAAUCGACCUAUGGCAGCAUCGGCAGUGGUGGUGGUGGUGGUGGUGGCGCUAAUAAUUCGUCUGGUGGGGGAGGAGUCACGCACUCGAGAUCCUCUCCCGGAACGUGGACGGCCACUUCUCCCGCGGGAGCAGCAGCGUCCACAUCAGCGGCCCUGCCCGUACCUGCGCAACCACCUCAGCCACCGCCGCUGCCAUCCAAGCCCAAACUCAGUUAACUCUCAUCUGAGCUAGAUCCUUAAUUACCUACAUCUCUUUUUCUCGCCGAAAAAGAAAAGAAAAAUUAAAAGGAAAAAUCUUUUCUUUUCCCUCCUUUAAUCCAAAUUCUUUCUUAUACAUAUUAAGAUAUACAUAUAUAAAAAGUAUACAUAUUAUUAUCAUUAACUACAUGACGAAAAUGAGAUUUUUGCAAAUUUUUAAAUAACAAAACGAAAACCACAAGUUGUUUUUUAAAUGAUGAUCCGGCAAAUGUUGCGAGAGCAUCUAUUCACGUUUUCUCCCUUGCAAAACAUUUUCAAUUGUACUUUUCUCUCCCCUCGGUUACAAGCAGUUCGAUCAGUUACAAAUUGAAAGGGAAACAUUAUUUUACACAAAGCAAAUGAAUGAAAGAAAGAAAGAAAAGGACGAUGAUGGCCUGGUGAUUCCGGUGUUUGAACUGAACGCGGGAUUCUUCGUCUUUAAGUCUGCUGAUUUCAUUUGUUUUUCAUUCAAAAAUGUCGAGUCUCUUUUAUGUUUCAAGUGGUGUCACCAUUGAGAUUCUUCUUUUGUUGUGAGACUUGAAAAGAAUCUUUUGUCCUAUAGAUAGAUAAAAAUUGUAUUUUCUUUUUUUUUUUUCUAAAGAAAAGAACCUAAACUUCUCUUUCAUCUGCUCGACUCUUUCUAUAGUGUGACAUGAAUGGACCGGAUGUGCCCGGUGCGCAUCCUCACGAUCGAAUAAUUUUGAAUAGGUAUACAAGUUAUAUAAUUAAUCCCGUACACACCGUUAUCGAACAUACUUACAAAUUAUAUUGAACAAAUAUAUAAUGUUUCUAUGCUCUCAGUUGUGUCCCAUGUAUGUACAAUAACGAACAAGAGGGGAUAGAAAGAAAAAAAGGGAAACGGUUGAGUUUGGAAAAUGAAACUCAGCGACGGUUUUUCGACUCCUCGAUCUCCCACUUAAAAAAAAAAUUCGAUUCAAUUUCAUUUCAGUUUAUUGUCUUGAAUUCUAUUCGACCAUCCAGUGAUGAUAUCGCAUCUUGUUGUGGUCGUGUCUGUUUUCAUUCUCUCUCUCUCUCUCUUUCACUCUAUCUUUCUCCAGCUGUAUUGUUACAUGAUGAAUUCUAUAAUUUUUAAGUUUCCCGCCGUUAUAUCUAGUCCUUUCUGAUCUUUAAACAAACAAAAAAAAAUCUUCGUUUUCUUUUUGGGCGGUUAUUUUUUUCGUGAAAAACUGGAAACGACAUUCGCAUAUGGCCUGAGGAUUGAAAUGCAAAUUCAAGAGUUGAUUUUCUUUGUAUCAUCAUCACCUGCCAUGUAUACUGUUGAUUUUAUAAAACAAUAUGAAUACCUUGUCGUUC
Molecule: messenger RNA, 5482 nt
Organism: Daphnia pulicaria
Lineage: Eukaryota; Metazoa; Arthropoda; Branchiopoda; Diplostraca; Daphniidae
Product: small conductance calcium-activated potassium channel protein-like
Exons: 12
Coding region: 767-4147 (1126 amino acids)
Biological process (GO): potassium ion transmembrane transport
Cellular component (GO): neuron projection; neuronal cell body; plasma membrane
Molecular function (GO): calmodulin binding; small conductance calcium-activated potassium channel activity
Source: RefSeq, a predicted model, not a curated record